GUCAAAUGCAGCUGGAAGGCACCAGAUUGGGGAAGGCUAACGUGAACCUAUCAGCAUGGGCGGAGUCUCCUCCUCCCCUGUAACCAUCGAUUAUCUCCGCUUCCUGGAUAUGCCAGCAAAACAAACCGGUUGCAUUGCAAGCCGAGCGGUGAUGGUAGCGUUGCCGGAAGGAGGCCACGGCGGCUGUGCAAGUAUCGGCCGCCUCCCUAGCAGGCCUCGGACCGGCUGCUGGCUGUGAGGGUCGCCAUACUGUGUCCGGGGAAAGCGGUUCCUUCUCCACCCCGCCGCCCCUGCCCACCAUCUUUCCCCCAUCUCUUGCGUCGUCCCUCCCUCCCUCCUUCCCCUUCUGGCUCGGCGCUUUCUUUUUCCACCCGCCUCGGCCGCAGGGUUGACAGCGCGAGAUCCGGGGCACCGGAGAACAUGCCGUUGCAGAUGUGGACAAACUCACACCUUGCCAUUUGCGCACGGCCUGUCCUCAUUUGGUUGCGCUCCAGAUGUGUGCCGUCCCUCCUUUGGGCCUCAGGGGGCGGUAGACUCUGGCGAAAAAAGACAAAUGCGCCGGACUCCUGAAUUGGGAAAAAUCAACAUGAAAGGUGAAGAAACUCGGCAGCGUAGAAAGGAAGGCAGAACCAGGAAUGGAGAGAGAUCCAGACAGAAAGCAAAGAGCAAAAGUAAACACAAAGACAGCAAACUUGGCAGCCAAGGCACAGAGGAUGGCCCUUUGCUCCUGCCUCAGAAGCAGCCUCCCGAGGCAAAAGUGGCCAUGGCAAAACUACAGGAGGAAUCUACCUUGGCGAUUGGCCUCCAGGUGCUCCUGCCUUACUUGCUGGCAGGCAUGGGCAUGGUCCUGGCGGGAAUGGUCUUGGAUUAUAUUCAGCACUGGAAAGUAUUCAUUAAAAUCAGAGAAAUGUUUAUUCUGAUUCCAGCCCUGAUUGGUUUGAAAGGCAACCUUGAAAUGACCUUGGCAUCUAGACUUUCUACAGCUGCUAAUACCGGCCGGAUGGAUAAUACACAUGAAAAAUGGAAAAUGGCUAUUUGCAAUAUGGCCUUGAUUCAGGUACAGGCCACUGUGAUAGGCCUUCUGGCAGCUGUAGCAGCAAUCCUUCUAGGUGCACUCUCUAAUGGCUAUUUGGAGGUGAACCAUGCCGUUGUGUUGUGUGCCAGCAGCCUGACAACAGCAUUUGUAGCUGCCUUUUUCCUUGGAUUGUUGAUGAUUGGUGUGAUCAUUGGAGCAAGAAAGAUUGGGAUAAAUCCGGAUAAUGUUGCUACUCCAAUAGCUGCAAGUCUUGGCGAUUUGAUUACUCUUAGUCUGCUGGCUGGAAUUAGCAGUAUUCUCUUCAGAUAUAUAGAUGUAAUCUACCUGUCCCCUGUGGUCUGUACUAUUUUCAUUGCUUUGAUUCCUUUGUGGAUUGCUAUUGCUCGGCAAAGUCCUCCCAUUGCUGAAGUCUUGAAGAGUGGAUGGCAGCCAAUUAUAAUUGCAAUGAUCAUCAGCAGCUUUGGUGGAGUAAUUUUGGACAAAACUGUAGCAAAACCAAAAUUUGAAGGCAUUGCUGUUUUCGUUCCAGUGAUCAAUGGUGUUGGUGGCAAUUUGGUGGCUAUCCAGGCCAGUCGCAUCUCCACAUUCCUCCAUUUCUGGAGCAUGCCUGGAGUCCUGCCACAGAAAAUGAGGCAGCAUUGGCCUAAUCCAUGUACCACCUUCUUCGCUUCAGGUAUCAAUUCUAAAUCAGCUCGAGUCCUGAUCAUGCUAGUGAUCCCAGGACACCUGGUGUUCCUCUAUGCUAUACAUCUCUUUGAGGGGGGCCACACAGCAAUCACUUUAACUUUUGUGGUAUUUUAUCUGACAGCUGCUCUUUUGCAGGUGGGAAUUCUACUCUACAUGGCUGACAUCAUUGUGCGACUAACGUGGAGAAAGGGUCUGGAUCCUGACAAUUAUUCCAUCCCCUACCUCACUGCCCUGGGAGAUCUCCUGGGCACUGGCUUUCUGGCGGUUUGCUUCUACUUCCUUUGGUUGCUCAGUGGGUUGGAGCCAAAACUAGGGAACUAAAGUUGUUUCAACUGUAGUGUCAACCUGCCUGCAAGUCUCUCACAAUCUUCAACAACAGGGUGGUGAAAAGAGGGCAUCCAGGUUCCUCAACAGGAAUAGGUUGUCUCUCCUCCCUUUGGAUCUCAACACUGCAUAGCUGAAAGUUGAAAAGAGCUACAAGUGAUGUAGCAUAAUCAUGUAUCACAGCUUUUGAAGUGUCAGCAAGGAAAGGAUUGUGAAGCACUCUGAUCAGUUUUUCAACCAGUCAAGGAAUCUUAAUACAAUGGCUUGGUUUGAACAGUCUAUUGAUGCUACCAGGAAGCUAAGCCCUAUUCUCAGUGGGGUGGAGCUUGUGUCCUUGAUGAGACCCCCCCACAUUGUCUCCACCACCCCUCGACAAAGGCAUUUUGUUUUCUAUCUGCUAUAUGUUCCCCCAGAGAAAGAGAGAAAAUUAUGUCCAGGACUGUUUUCACUGAAUCCCUAAACAUAAAAAAGAGAAACAAAGCAUUACGGUAUAAUAGUUGAAAAUCUGCUCCAUGACACCUCAUGCAUUAUGGCAACCUGCUCAGCGAAAAUUACUUUGCAUUAAAAAAAUUUAGUCUGUCCACUAAUAUUCAA
Molecule: messenger RNA, 2641 nt
Organism: Ahaetulla prasina
Lineage: Eukaryota; Metazoa; Chordata; Lepidosauria; Squamata; Colubridae
Gene: SLC41A3
Product: solute carrier family 41 member 3
Exons: 11
Coding region: 554-2044 (496 amino acids)
Biological process (GO): monoatomic cation transport
Cellular component (GO): plasma membrane
Molecular function (GO): monoatomic cation transmembrane transporter activity
Source: RefSeq, a predicted model, not a curated record